Messenger RNA from Aplysia californica (California sea hare), 1600 nucleotides. Its product is annotated as ribonuclease P/MRP protein subunit POP5. Gene Ontology annotation, biological process: tRNA 5'-leader removal. The record is from RefSeq and is a predicted model, not a curated record. The transcript has 5 exons. Gene Ontology annotation, molecular function: ribonuclease P RNA binding. Lineage: Eukaryota; Metazoa; Mollusca; Gastropoda; Aplysiida; Aplysiidae. Gene Ontology annotation, cellular component: ribonuclease P complex. The coding region runs from base 224 to 751 and encodes 175 amino acids.
AAUUCUGUGACUCCUUGCUUUUUGUACAAACAAUGAUAAUACAUAACAUAGAAAGGAACGAAAUUCGAAAUACGCUGCUUUGCUAGAAAAAAACGAACGACUCCGAAAAACGAAAACCGAAACAUUCCGAAACAAGAAAAGAAACCCAACCCACGCUUACACAUUACACACACGCUUUUCAAAAUUUGCAAGUGCAGAGCAACGUCUUCCGGAGUCCCGAGUUAUGGUUCGCUUCAAAAAUAGGUAUGCCCUCUGCGAGGUUGUCACCCCUGGCACGCAGUCGUCAUUGCUGGAGAUCAACAGCCAACAAGUGUAUUCUGCUGUGAGAAAUGUCAUCUUGGACACUCAUGGGGAGUUUGGUCUUGGGUCAUUGCAGUUUUCACUGAAAGUGAAAUAUCUCAAUAUUGAAACUCGAAUAGUUAUCAUUCGAGCUGAACGGAGAUUCUUCCACUACCUUUCUUCAGCUCUUGUAUUCGUGAAGAAAAUUGGAGUUCACAAUGCUUUUCUACGAACAAUACAUGUUGGAGGUUCCAUUCGAGCUUGUCAGAAGUUCCUCAUUCGCUUCCAUCGGCAGAAUAUGACCCGUCUGUUUCCCCAGUGUACGACAGAUGAACAAAGGUGUCAAGUUAUGGCCUCCAUAAUGGACGCCUGCGAAGAACUAGAAGCCCCUGGUAGGCGGAGCAAGCCUCUGGAACUGGGGAAGCAGCCUUCGACGGCCUUGGACAUUCUCAACAGCGGGGAACAGAGAUGAUGAUGGUGUGAAGGAAGAGCAUCCGGAAUGUAGGAAGUGGUGGAGUACAUCAACAUGGGGGGAUUCUGAGUGGCUCGUCCUGCUGGUUCAGAUCUGUGAGCAUGAUCCGAGGAGGUCCAAGAUACGCACAUUCUGACUGGCUCGUCCUGUUGGUUCAGAUCUGUGAGCAUGAUCCGAGGAGGUCCAAGAUACGCACAUUCUGACUGGCUCAUAUGGGAGGGUUGAGCAUAGUCUUCUGAGGUUAAUAAGAAGCCGUAAAUGGGGGGGGGGGGGGGGGGGGUUGUUUGUUUGAGUUUUUUAUGAUCAAGGUCUGUUUUUGUGUGGAACCUUGACCCAUCUCUCCAUAGCCUGCCUUCACCCAGAGCAGAACCCCCACCCGAGCUGCCUCGAGCCGGCAAAAGAGCUUUGACACCCUGUACUAAAAUGACUUUCAUUUUAAGAGUACCAAACCAAACUCUUUCAUUUUUUCAGCAGUAAUAGAUUAUUGAAUGUAGUUUAUGAAUCUGCACAUUUUAUUUAACACAUUUAGUAAUAUUGUGCAAUUCCAUUGUUUAUAAAUGGAAAAAAAAUGUAAUAUUGCUUAAGGGGGAGGGGUACUUUAUAACCUAUCUCGGUAACUAUGAAAGUUCAGGUAAAGCCUUUUGGCAAGGAGGUUAAACAGGAAAACAUCUCUAAAAAGCAACGUUACGUUUGUUUAACUCUUUGGGUGGUGGAUUAUCAAGGCUAUAGUUGUUCCCCUCAGCGGCGGAUUAUUUUGAGGCUAUUCUGUUGUAACCCAGUGGUGUUAGAAAAAAAAUCAUUAAAAAAAAACUAUAAAAGAUAGAGACAUACAUCAUGCAUCAAAAUAAA